Molecule: messenger RNA, 2011 nt
Organism: Centruroides sculpturatus (bark scorpion)
Lineage: Eukaryota; Metazoa; Arthropoda; Arachnida; Scorpiones; Buthidae
Gene: slgA
Product: proline dehydrogenase 1, mitochondrial-like
Exons: 13
Coding region: 41-1915 (624 amino acids)
Cellular component (GO): mitochondrion
Molecular function (GO): FAD binding; proline dehydrogenase activity
Source: RefSeq, a predicted model, not a curated record
UAAUUUGGCACGCUUUAAAUGGGAGUGUCGCCGGUCCAAUAUGGCUUCCGUCGGUCGCAUGAUAUUCGUCUCGAAAGGUGUAAAGUACUUCGAAAGAUAUAAUUGUAACUGUUUAAAAAGAGAUUACGUCGUAUGUAAAUAUUUAACGAAGCGAUUAAAAUCAAAUUCGGCCAACGUUCUGUCGAGCCAAGAGAACGUCGAAGAGCAACCUUCGCAGAAAGAUCCUUUGGAUUUAACCUUCUCCAACACCAAAGAUGCUUACAAGAGUAAAAAAACUUUGGAACUUCUUCGGGGAUUUAUCGUCUUGAAAUUGUGUUCCUACGAUUAUCUCGUGGAAAAUCACCAACGGUUGAUGAAAGUUGGAAGACAACUUCUUACGCCAGCCUUGUUUCGCCAGCUGAUGCGCUUCACAUUCUAUGGUCAGUUUGUCGGAGGAGAGGAUGCAAAAUCUAUUAAACCAGUCAUUAAGAGACUGUAUACUUUUGGUGUCAAGUCAAUCCUGGAUUACAGUGCUGAAGAGGACAUUAGUGAACAGGAGGCAAAGGAAGCAGAAAUGAAACCUUUGAAACCUUCCACUCCUAAAGCACCUGCUGAUUCUAAAGGAAGUAAAACAGGUGAAUUAAAAAAAUAUCAAAUGUACGAAGAAUUUGCCGACCGUCGUAAACAUUAUGUGAAAGCAAGAACGUACUUUUAUCUCAGUGAAGCGCAAUGUGAAAGGAAUAUGGAAACUUUUCUAAAGUGUAUAGAUGCAGUUGCAGGGGCCACAAAAGCAACAGGAUUUGCUGCUGUUAAAUUGACUGCUUUAGGACGUCCUCAGUUAUUACUUCAAUUAUCUGAAGUUAUUGCUCUCACAAGAAAAUUCUUCAAAGAAGUAACAGGAGCGGAAGAGAGUAUGCCCCUUGCAAGCGUUUCUCCAACGACAAUGGAACUUAAAUUAGGACGUUAUAAUAUACGAACUGAUGAUGAAGAAGUUCGUAAAUGGUUUGAGAAAAUGGAUUAUGAUCGUAAAGGUUUAAUGAAUCUCUUUUCCUGGAGUGGACUUGUUGAUAUGAAUUAUGUAAUUUCUGAUCUCUUCAAAGUUCCAAGUAUACAGACUGGUAGGAUGGAACGCAUAAUUUCUGCUCUUUCCAAUGAAGAAGAAGAAAUGUUUCGAAACAUGAUGAGAAGAGUACAUCACAUAUUAAGGGUGGCUCGAGAAAGAGAUGUUAGAGUCAUGAUAGAUGCAGAACAAACUUAUUUUCAACCGGCCAUUAGUAGGAUAACUAUGGAAUUAAUGAGGAAAUAUAAUAAAGAAAAGGCUUUAGUUUUCAAUACUUAUCAAUGUUAUUUAACAGAAGCUUAUAACAAUGUUGUGUUAGAUUUAGAAUUAGCAAAAAGACAAAAUAUAUAUUUUGGUGCUAAAUUAGUUCGUGGAGCUUAUAUGGAGCAGGAAAGGCUCAGAGCAAAAAAGAUUGGUUAUGAAGAUCCCAUUAAUCCUACAUUUGAAGCUACUACAGAAAUGUAUCAUUCCACUCUUACAGAAAUUAUGAAUCAGAUAGUUGAAAGAGGCAAAGUCGAUGCUAAAAUAGCAAUUAUGGUAGCUUCUCAUAACGAAGAUACGAUACGAUUCACAGUAAAUAAGAUGGAAGAAAUGGGUAUUUUACCAGAACAUAAAUUAGUUUGUUUUGGGCAGCUUCUUGGAAUGUGUGAUCAAGUCAGUUUUUUGCUUGGUCAGGCUGGAUAUUCUGUAUAUAAAUAUGUUCCUUAUGGUCCGGUAGAUGAAGUAUUGCCCUACCUGUCACGUCGAGCCCUAGAAAAUCACGGAAUGCUUCAGAAAAUGGACAGAGAAUGCCAACUUCUGAAAAAAGAAUUGAUACGUCGCAUUCUGACCGGUCAGAUAUUUCACAAACCAAAAGGAAAUUAUAAACCUAUAUAAGAUAAGUAAUAGGUUUCUUUUAAUAAAUAAAAGAAGAGAACCAUUUGUCGAAGUUUAGUUUUAGCUUUUGGCCGACGUACUGUGAUAAUAAAGAAA